AAAAAAAAACUACUUAUCACUUGUAUGGAGGACAGUGAAACAAUACAGCUCCUAGAGGACAUGAACACCGUCAUGUGUAAAAAACACACAACUUCAACCAGGCUUCCCGAAUCUGUGUCAGGGGCAGUGAAGAGAAUGAUUGAGUCUGCACGAUACAACGCCACUGCUGCUCAGGGAUUGAGUGAUUUUGCAAAACUGAUGGUUGCAGAGAAAUUAUUGAAGAUAUCCAGUUCAGGUAUUCCUGAAGACAUCCUUCCAGAGAACUAUGAGGGUAUCAUUCACGACAUAAAGGUUAGCGGCUAUCAUGCUGAUGACAAGAUCUACAGUAACAAUGCGGAAAUUCGGCAGAAGAUCCCACGAGGCACAACCUUGUUGGAGCUGAAGAAGAGCGGUGAAGAAGAGACCAUUCAGGAUGUUUUGAUUUAUGCAAAUAGAAAAUUCACGGGAGACAUUGGUGAUGAAGAUGACGUCCAGCAGCCAGAAAGCAAUGAGUGGAAGAAGUAUUUCCUCAAGGAUCAGGACAAGGCCCAACGGGUGGUCUGCAUGAAAAAGAUCAAUGGGGAAGCAGCGCACUUCAGUGCAAGAAAGAUAAAUGGAAAAUUUUACAUCAUAACCGGAAGCAAGAAUGUUCACAUGAUUAUCAAAGAGAAGGAGGACAUUGAUAAAUAUAUCGGUGACCGGUUCACUGUUGCCAAGAUUGUGGCAAGAUGUCUGUGGGAUACUCUUCAUGAGCUAGAAGAGAAACAUUUCAAUCUUUUGCUGAAAUUCCUUGACCUCACCAAAUGCACAGCCAUUUGUGAGCUUCUCCAGCCUGAGAACCAGCACAUAAUGAACCUGAGCCAGCUGGAGAGACCAGUUCUCAAUGUGAUAGGCUUUACACCACCAGCUGGUGAUGAAAGCUGCUCAAGUCUCAUUGCUCUUCCUCCCCACCACACUCUCAACUUCCUCUCUGGCCUUGGCCUCACCACCCCAACCUACACAGUCAUCCAAGUAGAAGAUGUGCAGAAAUACAGAGAUGAGAUCCGGCAUGGGGAACAUGGUUACCACGAGGAAGGGGAAGUGCUCUAUUUCCUCACUGAGGACGAAGAGACGAUUGGGCUGGUUAAGGCCAAGACUGUGUGGUACAUAAUGCUGCGAGCACUGAGGGAAAAAGUGGUGUAUGGCUUCCGUGCUUCUCGGCGGCGACAGCAACAGAACAUAAAUGAAUGCAUAACCUCCUGCCACAAGAGGUUUUAUGAGAUACAAGAGUGGCUAUUGUUCUCCAACUCUUUAGACAAAUGGAAGACACUUGCAGAAUCCUUUAUUUUGUGGAUGGCAGAAGAAGUCAGAGAGGAGCGUGUGGCAGUAGAGAAUAUUCGUCCACAGUAUCCAGUAAUGUGGGAAAAGUUUCUUUUGGUGGAACAACUAACAGACCGGGUGGAGUUAAAGUACCAAGAUAAGACGUGAAAUCUGAACAUAUCCAGCUAUACAUAUUAUUUGAUUGUGUUGUUGAUCCCUGGGAAGGCGAUGGUGCGUCACAUCACGUCUGGUGGGGCCCAUGUGCAUGCAGGCUCAAUUAGGAUGAAUCAUACACCACAGGAAGUAGCUUGCACCUGCUGUAGUCUAAGAUCUGAAGGAUAAACCAAAGUACAUAUGUAUGCUGCCAUGCCUUGUGGAAGUAUGUAGCCCACUAUGCUAUGUCAAAGCUUCUCAGGUAUAGUAGAUAGUAGGACUAUUCACAAAACUUUCCCAUUCCACCAGUCUUUGUGUGUGUGUGUGUGUGUGUGUGUGUGUGUGUGUGUGUGUGUUAUUUAAGCUAGGAUGUGUAUCUUAUUUAUUUGGUCAAUAUCACCCUUUUAAUUAUUAUCUUCAUUAUUAUUCAUAAUCAUCAUCAUCAUCAUCACCAUCACUACUUUACAUACAUACAGUCAUUGGCAAAAAAAAAUGACAAAAAACCAUUGCAGUAAUACAAUCUCAGGGUUAGAGAUCAUAGCAUGAUAAUAUCAUACCAUUACUGUAAUUCUUAUCUGGCAUUCCACCAUCUCUUAAGAUAUUCAUAUUGUUGAUUAGUGUUAGAAUUGGAAAGAAGGAUAAAAAUUGUAACAUAUCCUGAGAAUGGUUGUUUAUAGCUUUGGAACAAUUAAUGUCUCGCACAUGCAUUUUUUUUUUUUUUUUUUUUUUCCAAGGCAGUCAUCAAAGGAGGUAACUUAAUACUCUUAGGUGUGUGGCAGGGUUCUCCAUCUUGCACAAAAAAGGUAGCAUUAACCACUUAAAAUUUCUCAUUCCUCAAUUAAGAGUUACAAAUAAUUUUAAAUGUUCAACCUAAUGUUCUUUGUAAAGCCUCCAACAGCAUCAUAUGCAAAUGAGGCUUGCAUCAUAGCAUCAAAAUACUGUAUAUUACUCUGUGCAUAUUUGGAUAACUCUGUCUGCCAGUAGGUUACAUAUUGCUGAGUCCAUAACUAGUAAGAUGAAAUUACUGGAAUGAUACAGGAAUGUUGAUACCACUGACUCAUGAAUGAGGAUUUUGUCAUCUUUUUCACAGCAACUGUGUGUGUUUGCCUUUACUAAAGAAAACACUUCAGAACGUACAAUAAAAAAAUAUUGCCAAUUUCAA
Messenger RNA from Portunus trituberculatus (swimming crab), 2593 nucleotides. RefSeq lists its product as uncharacterized. The record is from RefSeq and is a predicted model, not a curated record. NCBI's taxonomy places the organism in Eukaryota, Metazoa, Arthropoda, Malacostraca, Decapoda, Portunidae.